This is a messenger RNA of Fusarium vanettenii 77-13-4, 1788 nucleotides long. RefSeq lists its product as uncharacterized. The record is from RefSeq and is a predicted model, not a curated record. NCBI's taxonomy places the organism in Eukaryota, Fungi, Ascomycota, Sordariomycetes, Hypocreales, Nectriaceae. The transcript has a single exon. The coding region runs from base 1 to 1788 and encodes 595 amino acids.
AUGGAUACCUCCUCUGAAACCUUCUCUUACCAGUCUCUCGACGGUGAUUCAAUCCGACUCGUCACCAUCGAACCUGGGUCAUGGGACUCCAUUAUAGAAUGUCGAGUCGACGUGAGGAAGCUUGACCGGGGCAAGAGUCGCUUCAGGGCCCUAUCAUACGUCUGGGGCGAUAGCAACAUCCGUCGCGCAAUACGUCUCAACGGCGACGACUUUGAGGUGACAGUGAACCUUUUUGAGGGACUUCGGCAGAUUCGAGAGUCUAUGUUUGAAAACGGCACUCUCUCCCAGUUACCUAUCUGGGUAGACGCUAUCUGCAUCAACCAAGGCGACAAGGAUGAGAAGGCGAAGCAGGUCCCCAACAUGCACCAGAUCUACAGCACCGCUGAGGAGGUUCUCUUGUGGCUCGGUGUCAUGCCUAUUCCACCUGACUUCUUAAAGCCGUGGAUCUACAACGAAAGAUACUCUUGGAUGGGGUUUGACGAUGAAGAUUGUCCAAUGAGCGAGCAACUUAGGGCGGAUGCCCUCGAGAGAUACAUCGUGUACGUCCGAAGCCCGGUGUAUCCGAUUCAACGUCUAAGUAAAAGGCCUACUGGAAAACCUCGGAUACAACAACUGAUGCACUUUGCCGUGGCAUCGGCGCUUCGUCAUUGCACUUACUUCCAGAGGUUAUGGACUGUUCAAGAAGCCGUACUUGCAAAGGAUGGGCCCAUCGUUCUGGUGAACCGGCACGUCCUGACCUGGGACGAGUUCACGCACAAGGACCGUCUGGAACGAGAGCAGUCUGUGGAAGUCUCGAACCGUCCCCACACCUCGUUUUUCGGCAUUUCGUCGCUCAGGAAACAGCUCACCUCGGGCCACCGCAAAAGGCCAUAUGAGCGACUACUAGACGUCAUUGAGGGCUUUUCCGACCUAGCGUGUACGGAGGCCGUAGACAAGCUAUACGGCCUACUCGCCAUGGUUCCCCUGCAUGAUUUGCCGAAGUCUCUUUGGCCAGACUAUGAAAUACCCUGCGAAGAGGUUUACUGGAAAUACGCCACGUAUAUCUUUCAUCAUACUCAACACUUCGCCCUCCUCGACCGGUACACAAAACCUCUCCCUAAAGUACCGUCGUGGGUUCCAGAAAUUGGAACCCAUAAACAAAAAAUACUAGUACGAAAGCGCAGCUAUCAGCUCCUAGACUUCUCGGACGACUUCCGGGAGAUGUCCGUCUUGGGGUACGACUACGGCAUCUGCGAAGAUCGCACGGAACGCCCUUUGGGUGUGUCCAGGCCAGAGGACCUGAAGCUUGUGGGGACAUCUAUUGAUCUCCGGGACGCGGUACGACAGCUUGAGGAGCACAUAUUUGCGCCUUUCGGCACGUUUGGUCAGUGGAGAUGGCACAACGCAACGGGAUUAAGAGAAAUGUCAAUCAAGCCCAACCCAGGAUCAGAACACAGUGAGGACAUGUUCGAACUCGCCCAGAAAAUGGACUUGAGCGAGAUGCUAGAGUUAUGCUCAAGGGAUCAAGACCUAGCAGCACGCGCCUUGAGACACUGGAGAGAGAUAGCCGCGUUUGCGUGGACGUCUCUGAGAACGAGCAAGGGGAGGAUAUACACUUUUCGUGAUAACCUCUGGGUUGAUGACGUUCAGCCUCGCAACGGCGAUCGCAUCUUUAAGAUCAACGGCAUGAGUGACCCGGUUUUUCUGCGACCAGAAGCUGACGGCAAGUUUCGACUGCUAGGGCGAGUAGCAACCUGCAGUACGAAGGUUUUUUUUGAAGACUUUUUGGAAACUGUGACUUUGAUAUGA